Molecule: messenger RNA, 1434 nt
Organism: Wickerhamiella sorbophila
Lineage: Eukaryota; Fungi; Ascomycota; Dipodascomycetes; Dipodascales; Trichomonascaceae
Product: ATP-dependent DNA helicase II subunit 2
Exons: 1
Coding region: 1-1434 (477 amino acids)
Biological process (GO): cellular response to X-ray; telomere maintenance; double-strand break repair via nonhomologous end joining
Cellular component (GO): Ku70:Ku80 complex
Molecular function (GO): telomeric repeat DNA binding; double-stranded DNA binding
Source: RefSeq, a predicted model, not a curated record
AUGGACAAACAAGUUACGUUUUAUAUUGUAGACUCAUCUGAGUCGAUGGUAGUGAGUCAUAACGACCGAACACUUGCGAAUGUGGAGUGGGUCUCAGAAUACGUUGUAGACGAGAUGGCAAACCGAGUUCUUUACGACAGAGUAAGCGAUAAAGUUGGUGUUAUUUUUGGAAACCAAGAGAUUGUACCUAUAGAAUCUCCUAACCAAGAGAACAUUGACGCGGUACGGAAGGCAGCGAGAAGUGCAUCCAUAUGCGACGGAUUUGAGCAAAUGAUAAUCAAUGCUUUAGGGUCUAUCGAGACACACUGCAAGAAGCUGAAAUUCAGCAAAAAAAUUGUUGCAUUCACCGAUAAAGUGCCAACUGACGACGCGCUGCUAGCCCAGAUACACGAAAUGAGUAGCAGCUCUGGGGUUUCAUUAUUGUUUGCGUUUGUGGACGUGCCUCCACAAGAAAUAGAGCAAUUGCCUGGCGCAGCCGUGGGUUCUUAUGCUGAUGUAGCCGAGACUAUCUGCGCGGCCAAGCCGAAGGUCAUCAAGCCCAUACAUUUGUACAAAGGUCAAUUGACACUAGGAUCACCUGAGAAGAGUCAUUUGGCGCUUGAUAUCGCUGUAUAUCCAGCCACAAAACGAGCCACUGCACCAACAGCUCAUUGGGUGUAUGGCCCCAACGGCCAGCAGGUCAAGCAGAUUCGAGACCAUCUUGUUGAGGGUCAGUCUGUGGAAAAAGACACCUUGGAAGCUGGGCAUUUAUUCGGGUCUGAAAUCAUUCUGUUCGACCGUAUAGAUGAGACUAUGAUAUCCGGUGGUGGCCCGAUUCGGGACCCUGGGUUGGAGAUCAUUGGGUUUGUGGAGGAUGUCCCAGCAUAUAUGCCCAUCGGAUCGUCAAAUUACAUCUUGGGGACGGAACCGCAGUCUGUUCUAGGUAUCUCUGCGCUAGCCCGGUCUCUAUAUGAACGUGAGCUAGUGGCGAUCGCGAGAUUUGUUCGCCGGAGUGGCAGCGACAUCGAAAUGGUCUCAUUACAACCAUUAAUCACACAAGAGGUUGAAGGCUUUUUAAUGAAUCAACUGCCCUUCAGUCAAGACUGUUUGGCGUUAUCGUUUAAUUCACUCGAAAGAGACGAACGCCAACCCUCGGCUGAGAUGCAAGAUCUUAUGGAUAAAGCAGUUGAUGAUAUGGAGAUUGAUUUCGAUUCGCAGUCAGUCGCGAACCCGUAUAAUCACCGCAUAGCCAAUUUUCUCAAACAGCGAGGACUCGGGCUCGACGCAGAGCUUCAUAUCACAUUGGCGGAACCCGUUUCUAGCACCCAUGUCAACAAGGCGUUUGUUGACGUUUUUGAUAUCCAAAAAGUGGAUCGCACUGCAACAGAAGCCAAGGAUAAGGAGAACCUGGAGUCUACUGCUGGCGAUCUUGAUCUUGAUGAACUUUUGAACUAA